GAGUGUAUGAAAUGAAAAUGAACAUAAACGUGAAGUGACAAGUGACAAGUGACGUGAAUAUGUGCAGGACGUAGAUGUGACAAAGUUUGUGACGAGCGAGGAAAAAAAAAUAACAAUAUGUCACGAUUAUGUCUGUUUGUGAUAGUGACACUUUUGGACUAUGCUUUAGGUCAUGUUGCCCUAACAUACCCGCCAGCGAGAAGAUUGGAUCUAGACUUUCUAGAUAAUUCUAGAACGAAACCACCUUGUGGUAUGCCCAAGGGAUCAUUAAAAACAUCUUUUUUAGCAGGUUCAACUUUUACAGUUCAUUGGCAUUUGGCAUAUGCUCAUAAAGGAGGGUUCAGUUUGAGAAUACUGGAUGACUUGGAAAGACCCGUAUUAGAUCUCACACCGAGGGCCGGAGGAACAGAGUUUGUGAGAGAUGACGUCACCGCCCAGAAGUACGAAGUGCGUCUCCCUAGUGACUUCACGUGUGAAAACUGCACACUUCAGCUGCAGAGAGAGGCCGGCGAGUGGGGGCCCACAUAUCGCUUCUGGUCGUGCGCUGAUAUUGAUAUAGUCGAUCGCAAGAAAUUCCACGAGACAUGUUCGGGUCACGGUUUCCACAUCCUCGGUCGCUGCAAGUGUCACAAAGCGCACUAUGGCCCCCGAUGCCAGUUCGCGGAUGAAUGUUCGGAGGAUGGCGAGUGCGGGUUGCGAGGGAAGUGUUUAGAUAUUGCCUCAGUUGAGCCUCCCAGCAAACUGUGUUACUGCCCACAUGGCUUCUACGGCAAGGGAUGUAACAAGAAGUCACCAUGGAAAGACAAGGCUAUCGACUUAGCACUUUAUACUAAAAAGGAACUGUCCAAGCAGUUUGCUCUUUACUGGCGAAUACUCAAGGAUUCCAAGGAGAUUGAAUUCGUAAUGAUUGUCAAUGGCACUUCAUAUGCAGGCAUUGGAUGGAGACCGCGUGGUUUGACCAAGCAAUGCAAGAACUUCCCAGUUUUAGGACCACCUCCAGACCAAACUACAAGCACACAAAAACCGGAACCGUUACCUGAACCUGAACCGAAGUCCGAACCUGGACAGAGCGUCGAGCCUAAGUCGGAACCGGAACCCAGUCCGGAACCUAAAUCCGAACCGGAACCCAGUUCGGAACUAAAGUCCGAACCCGAACCAAGUGCGGAACCGAAGUCGGAACCCGAACCAAGCGCGGAACCAAAGUCCGAACCCGAACCAAGUGCGGAACCAAAGUCCGAACCCGAGCCAAGUGCUGAACCUAAACCAGAACCGACAUCUGAACCGAAAGCAGAACCAAACAACAAACCGGAACCGGAACCGACUGUUGAGAAUGAUAACAGAAAUAAACGGGUCGCCAUGCUUUUCUUAGAUGGAAUGGAUAUAAAGAACUUGGGUGAAAAUGUCACUGUCACAACUAGUGUGUCAUACCAAGUCUCCAGCUCAAAGGGAAGAAAACCGAGAGCUGCUCAAGAUGUAACCAAUACCGAACCGACAAAAAGACAAAACGAUUCCAAUCCCGUACCCAUUUCGACUCCGGUACCGGAACCAGCCCCCGAGCCGGAUUCCGUACCGGAACCAACAUUAGAACCCAAGUUAGAACCGCAAUCUACUCCUAAACCCAGACCCAAAUCUAAAUUCGUACCGAAAUCUAAACAAUUAGCGCAAAUUAAUGUUAAAACCGAAUCGGCAAAACCUCAAUCACAACUUGAACCUACACCCGAACCUAAAUCGAAAUCGCAACCAACUCCUGAACCUAAAUCCGAACCGGAACCGACACCCGAACCGAAAUCGGAACCGAAAUCGGAACCAGAACCGACACCCGAACCAAAAUCCGUACCAGAACCUUCUCCCGAGCCUAAAUCGGAACCACAACCAUUGCCGGGGUCCGCGUCGCAUAAUCAAACAAAAAAUAAUCGUGAACCCAAAGAUGGUCCUAAAUCAACACCUGAACCUAUCCCUGAACCCAAAUCCGAACCCGAACCUACUCCUGAGCCUAAAUCAGAACCAGAACCUACGCCCGAACCGAAAUCCGAGCCAGAACCGACUUCAGAACCUAAUUCAGAACCCAAUUCAGAACCCAAAUCGGAACCAGAGCCCUCAUCGGAACCUAAGUCCGAACCAGAGCCGUCCUCGGAACCUAAACCUGAGCCUAAGCUCUCUUCCGAACCCGCAUCCGAACCUGAACCCACUCCUGAACCGAGUUCCGAACCGGAACCUACUCCGGAACCGAGUUUGGAACCGGAACCAAACCCGGAACCGGAACCAGGAUCGGAGGAGGACAUGGAAAACUUACUAGUUAAAGGACUCUCGGAUGAAUCAGGAUAUUUCCCAGAUCACGAAUACGCUCCCAAGUUCGACUUCAACGGCAUGGACUGCACUGAUCUCGUCAUUGGUACCGCUAGAGGGAGCUACCAUAGAGUAUUAGAUUAUUAUACAAGGGAUAGGUCGACUCCACGAGUGGACACUUUCUGGGGCGGACACGAUGACGUCACAGCAGCGUCCGGCUUCGAGGAGAAUGGCGUCACUACAAUCAUGUUCAGGAGAAAAAUAAAGGCGAAGGAGCCGACAGACCACUCUAUAGUAGACGAUGAGAUGCAUGUAAUUUGGGCGCACGGACAAGAGAACUCUCAGCUCGGAGACUUCUACCGUCCUGACGAGCUCAAGUACCACGGACACGGACAGCGCGGGGUCACCAACAUUAACUUCUUCGAGGAGACAAAGUCAUCAUCAAUGGGCGGUCUUCUCCCUCUAGAAGAUAAAUGUGGUGGUCAAUGGAAGUUGCCGGCGGAUUGCGACCCAAAGAACAAGACGUGUGAAUAUCACGCCACGUGGGAAUAUCUGGGACUCAAACGAGGGAAGGAUUCUAUUAAGUUUACCAUCACCACCAAGUAUAGCAAACUGUGGACUGGCAUUGGAUUUAGUAAUAAUCAAAAAAUGUCUCAGACGGACGCGGUGCUGGGUUGGGUAGACCCGCGCUCGGGCAGACCCUUCGUGUCAGACGCGUGGCUCAGCGGGUACUCCAUGCCGCGGCUGGACUCGCGCCAGGAUGUGGGGCACUCCUCCGCACAGCUGCAGGACGGCUUCACCACCAUCUCAUUUGUGAGAAAACGCGACACCGGAGACACUCAGGAUCUGGCGUUCACGGACUCUCAGUGUCUGUACCUGAUGUUCCCUACACAAGGAGGCGGGUUUGACCCCGUCAACAAGCGCAUGAGCAAGCACCAGCGAGUGCCGCACGUCACUGACGAGCGCGUCUGUAUACGACCUUGUGGACCUGAGCCAGUGGAGGAAGAGAUGACAACGGAGGCUGCGGUGCCGGGAGAAGUGGCCUACACCAUGUUGGUGCGUGUGAAAGGUCUGGCGGAGAGUUUCCGACCUCCGGCUGCCGGCAGUCAGGAGUACGAGGACCUCUCCCGACAGCUGCUUGACGUGCUCGGCAGAGAACUCGCCAACAACAAGGGAUACAAGGCGCUUCUUCUUAAUGGAUUCAUGCAAAACGAAACGUCAGCAAUAAUAGCAGAUUUAACUCUGCGAACGAUCGACCCCGACUGGGUGGAGUCGAGUCGUGCUCUGGAUAGCGCCGUCUCUGUCUCCAGCAACACGAGCGACAAGGAGAGCGAUAUGGAGAAGUGGCAGCGCGUGGUUCAGGACACCUUACUGCAGGGCAGGAUUGGAAACCUCAACUUCGAUCCCUUGUUCUUGUCCUUUGAACCUCUCAGUUUGGUGUCAUCUCGGCCUGUGCCGGAGGAGGAGGUGCGGGGGGCGUGGUGGGGGUCGGGUGUGUCGGGGGGUGCGGGGAGGCUGUACGUGGUGGCGGGGUGUGUGGCCGCGCUGCUGCUGCUGGCGCUGCUGCAGGCCGCCUGCACACUCGCCGCCACCAAUCACAAGCGGAACAAGGACCAGUUGAUACCGAACAACGCUUGGAAAGAUUACUCCGCCGCUAACACUAACUACGCCUUCGAACCUUUCGAGAAUGAUAAAUUUAACAACAGCACCUCCACUGUCAAGACACGGGGGGCGCCCCCCAGACCCACCAGCCCCCCACCCCCCAGACCUAACAGUGCACAUCGACAGACUAACGGACACGGUCAAAACGGUCACGGUCAGAAUGGACACAGUCAAAACGGACACGGUCAAAACGGACUCAGUCAAAACGGACACGGACAAAACGGACAUGGACAAACCAAUGGUCACGGCAGUGCUCAGAUUAACAUUCACAGGAGGGAAGGCGCGAGGUCUCCUGUGGGCAAUGGCAGGAACCUCAGCGCGCAGUUUUAUCACGACACAAGGUCACUGCAACGACCUCGCGGACAGUAUGGUUCAUACGGUGGUCGGGAGAGAGAGAGAUCUGCGUACUCUCUGCCGCGAGGUCCGCGAACACCGCGCACAGACCCCGCGGGGGCACAGCCGGGCCCACAGCCAGACUUCUACUUCAUGCCCUCGCAGCGCAAACACGAAGGUGAGAUCAUACGAGUCUAUGUACCUAGACAUGACUAAAUAUUUAUAGUCUAUAGUCCGGUGAACUUAUCCGGCUCGGUGAGAGGCGCUGCCCUCGCUGUCAGUUCUGGUAAAAAAUGUGUAAAAUCACACAUUACACGACAUGACAAUUAGGUAAAGUACAACAUCUUUGUC
Molecule: messenger RNA, 4632 nt
Organism: Papilio machaon (common yellow swallowtail)
Lineage: Eukaryota; Metazoa; Arthropoda; Insecta; Lepidoptera; Papilionidae
Gene: nahoda
Exons: 21
Coding region: 118-4497 (1459 amino acids)
Source: RefSeq, a predicted model, not a curated record